Coccinella septempunctata (seven-spotted ladybird) is the source of this 6604-nucleotide messenger RNA. RefSeq names its product ABC transporter A family member 1-like. The transcript has 27 exons. The record is from RefSeq and is a predicted model, not a curated record. Gene Ontology annotation, cellular component: membrane; intracellular membrane-bounded organelle. Gene Ontology annotation, biological process: transmembrane transport; lipid transport. Gene Ontology annotation, molecular function: ATP hydrolysis activity; ABC-type transporter activity; lipid carrier activity. The coding region runs from base 488 to 5599 and encodes 1703 amino acids. NCBI's taxonomy places the organism in Eukaryota, Metazoa, Arthropoda, Insecta, Coleoptera, Coccinellidae.
CUAAUGCAUGUAUCGGCAUAUUCAAUUAUUUUAUUUACAUCUGAAGUACGUAUCUAAAAUUUGCCAUGCAUUUUCCGAAUACAUCCCUGUAGUGAACACGCGUGCGUGACUGAAUUUCCAUCCUUUCUUCACCCCCUGUAAGCGACCUACCCUCUGAUAUUUCCUCGAACAUAGCGUUUCACCCCCUAAAAAUCGAUAUUGUGUCUGCCUGAACUCUGAACAAUUGUUGCAAAAGCAUUUUGAAUUUUGUAUAUAUGUCCUUCCUGCAAUUUUCUUGAGUUUCCCGAGUUUUCAAGGGAUUUUCACGAUUUUCAUGCUGUUGGACGUUGCUCUUGGAGGUUUUGGAGGUGCUGGAGUUGAAAAAGUAUGGCAGUAUGGUGAGAUCACCAAAGGAAAAUUUUCUCCAUGAAAUUCCAUCUUGAAACGAUUUAUUAACGACGUACGUUUAUACUUUUCAGGACACUUAAAUUAUUAGUUUAAUAAAAAGAUGAAUAAACAAUUUGAAAUGGAGGAGCCAAAGCCUACUUCCUUGUAUAUGGAGCAACUGAAGGCUAUGUUGAAGAGAAAUAUACUUUUGAAAAAGAGAGAAAAACGGAAAACUCUUGCUGAAGUCUUAUUGCCCCUCUACUCCUUGGGUCUCUUGAUCUUGAUAAAAUUCUCAAUACCCAACCCCAACUUUCCCGAAAUGACAACACCCAGAGGAGAAGCUGAACUGUUCGAGUAUUUUCAACAUUUUCAAAACCACACUGUUGCUGUAGUACCUAAUACCACCGAUACCUUGGACUUUUUGGAAGAAGUCAACAAAUUGUGGUUGGGGACACAGGAAGACCAGGAUCGCCACAAAGAACCCAUAAACUGGUUGGUUUUCCCCAACAAAUCUGAAUUAUUGAAAGCCUACUGGAUGGAACCCAGGCAGAUACCUGUUGCUGUGAUUUUCGAGGAGCCUGGACCCAUCAAUGGAAAAUUAAAGUAUGAAAUAAGGUCUAAUCCUUCCUACCAUGAAACCCCAGCAACUACGAUACUGUACAGUUCCCCUGCUUCGUGCAGACAAUUCACCAGUCAUUGGACCGAUGUUCUACCAAUAGAAUCAGGGGAUAGUUGUCCUGUUAAUGAAUAUUAUUAUUCUGGAUUUGUUGCUCUGCAGGCUUUGUUGGAUUACACCAAAAUCAAGAUUGACUCUGGGAGGGAUGAUAUAAAAAUUCCCCAAAUAUCAUUGGAAAUGUUCCCGAAAGAAGCUUACACAGCCAACUGGAUGCUCAUCUUCCGUGUACUGAUACCACUUUAUAUGGUUACUGCUCUAUCCCAGUUCAUCACUUAUCUGUUGAUACUCAUUGUUGGAGAGAAAGAGAAUAAAAUCAAAGAAGGCAUGAAAAUAAUGGGGCUUAGAGAUUCAGUGUUUUGGUUGUCUUGGUUCAUAAUAUACGCAACCUUUGUUUCGAUCUUUUCUAUAGUGUGUUGUAUCCUUCUCUUCACACUGAGAGUGUUUCAGAAUACCAACUUCCUUCUAAUUUUUCUAUUGGUACUUCUGUUCUCAUUGUCGAUCAUCAUGUUUGGAUUUAUGAUAACACCAUUUUUCGAUAAAUCAAGGACCGCAGGAAUUCUUGGAAAUUUCAUUGUUAUCAUCAUGAGUUUGUUCUAUUUCAUUCAGAUAUUCAUCGAUAGUUCCAAUUCCACCAUAUUGUGGAUUAUAUCACUAAUAAGUUCUUCAGGCUUUGCUCUUGCCAUGGAUAAGGCUUUAGUGAUGGAAUUAUCAGGAGAAGGUGUAAGUUUCGAGAACUUGUGGGACGGUGAAGGGAUUUCUUUCGGAGGAAGUUUGAUCAUGAUGGCUCUGGAUACUGUUAUUUACGGUCUUUUAGCCUAUUAUUUGGACUCUGUUGUUCCCAGUGAAACCGGUAUAAAAAGAAGCCCUUUGUUCUGUUUCAAACCCUCCUUCUGGUGCUCCAAGAAGCCAGUUAAAGAUUAUCCGAUAGCCAACGGAGGCUCUGUAGCAUCACUGAACACUGGUGAAGAUGGCAACGUAGAUGUGGAACCUGUCAACAGAGAAAUGAAAGGAAGGGAGGCUAUAAAAAUUGUGGAUUUAUACAAGUCUUUCACUAAUUGCAGAAAACCCCAGAUCAAGGCAAUAAACGGGAUCAACUUGACUAUAUACGAAGGGCAGAUAACAGCUAUUUUGGGACAUAACGGUGCUGGGAAAACCACCUUGUUCAACAUUCUAACAGGCCUUACUUCUCCUACUUCUGGUACAGCGUACAUUUUUGGCUAUGACGUCAGAGACACAAAUGACAUGGACGAAAUAAGAAGAAUGACUGGAGUGUGUCCCCAACACGAUAUUCUAUUCGACAAUCUAACUCCGAAGGAACACUUGGAAUUUUUUGCUGCAGUUAAGGGUAUUCCGGAGGAGUCAAGGGAGUUUGAAGUGAUGAAGAUCUUAAGAGACAUAGAUUUAAGUGAUAAAGCCAACUCUUUCGCUAGGCACUUGAGUGGUGGUCAGAAGAGGAAACUUUCCAUUGGAAUUGCUCUGAUAGGGGAUCCAAAGAUCAUUAUUCUGGAUGAACCAACAGCCGGGGUAGAUCCUUAUUCCAGAAGACACAUGUGGUCGUUCUUACAAAACAGGAGGCACGGAAAGGUGAUACUGUUAACCACACACUUCAUGGAUGAAGCCGAUAUAUUAGCUGAUCGUAAAGCUGUGGUUUCUAAGGGGAGUAUACGAUGUUGUGGGAGUUCCUUAUUUUUAAAGAACAAAUUUGGGAUAGGAUAUCAUCUCACUUUGGUCCUAGAUGGUGUGGCGAAGGAGCAUCAAAUAGCAAAGCUUGUAACCAGCCACGUUGCCAAAGCAGAGAAAGCUAGAAGGCACGGAAGGGAGCUAAGCUUCAUCUUACCUCACAACGCUGUCAACAAUUUUGCUCCUCUUUUCUCUGCCAUUGAACAAGAGAUCAACAAUCAGAAUGGGAAAUUGGGUAUCUCGAGUUAUGGAGUAUCGAUGACUACUCUUGAAGAGGUCUUCCUUCAUCUCGAAAGAGACGAGGAGGAGCUUGAGGAGGAACAAGUGGAUGAAUUUUCUAAGAAAAUCGUUCGGAGUAGAGCUCUGAGUAGGAGUCUGAGCCUUCAGAGCAAGAGCACCAGCUAUCAGAGUCUCCAAAAUGAAGGAAAUAACAUUGGAAAUAUAGAAACAGAAUGCAACCCGUCUAUUUUCCAAACAUUAUUCGCCCUUCUCCAUCUUCGGGUGAUAAGAAUAUACAGGGACAUUCAAAAAUUGUACUUUAUGGUUUUCUUACCUCUCGGCUUAGCAGCUUUGGGCUUGUAUUUCAACGGAAACCAGACAUUCGAGCCGAAACAGCAAACUUUAGCCUUAAAUGGCACCACUUAUCCAGAUGCCACUUUAGCCAUACAUAAUGAUUCCGGAAAAAAUCUGGACACAUUUCUGGAGGAAAUGUUGUACUCUGGUGCCAGGCAAAUAGACGAGUACAAUGGAAAUUUUUCGUUACUUCUUGAGAUGAAGCCUCACAUGGCAGCCUUGAAUAUAAACGUAUUCAAUUAUCCGGAAUACAGUUUGACUGUUAUAUACAACGAUACUUUCCAGCACGGGUUACCAAUUGUGAUUAAUUUUAUAAGCAAUUCUCUUUACAGGUUGAUGACACCAGACAGUGUCAGAACAGGCCUUUGGGAGCCAAUAGAAGUGAAUGCUCAGCCGUUCCAGCAAACUGCCCAGCCCGAAGGCUUCAAUUUAGGGGUUAUCUCUGCAGCCACCUUUAUGGGCAUGAUUUUUGUCCUGGUACCAGCAAGCUUAUCAGUCGAUAUGGUCUACGAUAGAGAAAUCAAAGCCAAAAAUCAAUUACGAGUGAACGGGCUAUCUUUCUGUCUCUACUUCAUAACCUACCUGCUGGUCUUGAUGGGUCUGAUGUUGAUUAUAUGCAGCGCCCUCUUCCUGAUAAUAGCGCUGUUCAAAAUACCGACGCUAGCCGGCUGGCCGGCCCUUUUAACCCUUGCAGUUUUGAUAUUUUUAUAUUGUCCGUGUUCGAUACUGUUCAACAUAUGCGUGAGCUACGUCUUCGACAAAACAGACACUGCGCAAGCUAUGCUUCCCAAUAUAACAACUUUCUUAGGGAUGAUACCGUUCUAUUUCGUGAUGUUCCUCGAUAUGAUGAGGAUUGGUGGUAAAGCGUCCUUCAUUCUCCACACCGUUUUUUCACUGGUGAACACCAUGUAUAUGCCCUUCGCUAUAAUUUACUAUGUACAGCGUGUUUUUAUAAUGUGUAAACAUAACUACGCCUGCGGAGAGCUGAGUAUAACAGAUUAUUUGACCAAUGAGAUCGUUAUAAUGUUGGUUGGUAUAUUUGUCAGCAUGCCGUUUUGGUUCUUCGUGUUGGUGGUCUUGGAUAUCAAGAAAAGUGGUGGGAGUGUGGGGGAUGCUCUGAAAUGCUUCUUCUCCAAGCAAGAUGCGCCUGAAGUAGUUGAUGAUAUAAGCGAGAUGAGUGAUAUUGGGGAGAACGAGGAUAAUGACGUGAAAACCGAACGUUUGAAAGUGAAAAAUUUGCUGCACACUCAGACGGAAACUCCCCCGGUGGUUAUUGUGCAGAAUCUGCAUAAAGAGUACAACAAGGAUUCUGUGAGGGUGUGCGAAUGCUGCUUCAAGAGGGAGGAAGAAGUCGAGUCUCCCAAGACCAUCAUCAAAAGCCUAUGUUUGUCUGUGGAGGCUGGUGAAGUUUUCGGGUUGUUGGGACAUAACGGCGCCGGUAAGACGACAACGAUGAGGAUUAUAACUGCUGAAGAAGCGCCUACUAGAGGCAGGGUGCAAAUCUGCGGAAAAAGUAUCACUUCGAACAUGAACGACGUGUUCCAUCUCCUCGGUUAUUGUCCGCAACACGACGCCCUCUGGAAGAACAUAACGGUGAGGGAACACUUGGAAUGUUACGCAGCCAUCAGGGGAGUCCCCCGAUCCAAGAUCCCCAAGGUGGUCAAUCUGUACCUUAGCGGUCUGCAAAUUCACGAGCACGCUGAGAAGCAGACGCAGCAAUGCUCCGGGGGCACCAAGAGGAAACUGUCCUUCGCCAUGGCCAUGAUCGGCAACCCCAAGAUAGUCUUGUUGGACGAACCUUCCACCGGGAUGGACCCCAAGAGCAAGCGCUUCUUGUGGGAUACUAUAAUUGCCAGCUUUCAGGGAUCUAGAGGUGCUAUCUUAACUACGCAUUCGAUGGAGGAAGCUGACGCUUUGUGUUCGAGAGUAGGCAUAAUGGUCAAAGGAGAACUAAGAUGCUUGGGGCCCACCCAACACCUGAAGAAUCUUUACGGUGCCGGAUACACCCUGGAGAUCAAACUGAAGGGUGGGGACAGUACCCCCACCUCCACCACGGGGGAUAAAGGCAACGAUCUGAGAGAAUUCGUAGCUAAUCUCUUCCAAGACGCCAAUCUCUUAGAGAGCUUCGCCGACAGAUUAGUUUUCAGUGUUCCACAAUCUUCGGUGCCUUCUUUGGCCAAAUGCUUCACCAGUCUCGAAAAAGCUAAAAUUGACCUCGACAUUGAGGAAUAUAGCUUUAGCCAGACAACUCUGGAACAAGUUUUCCUCAAAUUCGCGCAGUACGACGAAGUCAACUCUGAAUAAACUGCCUCCUUCGAUCCUAAGUUCCUCUCAGUUCAACGUCAAUAUUUAAGGAAUGAGGUGAAUCUACCACCGGGCAUCGGAAAAAUGUAAUCCAUGAUUUUAAUGAAAUAUCGAUUGAAUUGCAGCGGUUUUUAAGAAUUCGUUCUGUUGUUCGGUCAAUUCGUCAAGUUUACGUAGCUGUAACACAUCGAAAAACGUAUCAGAAUUAUCUGGAUCUCCCCAAAAAAUUUAUUGAAAGGUUACGAUGGCAAAUUUCUUUGAUUUUCGACAAAACUCUACAUUCCUCAGUGCCAAAUGCAUAAACAUUCCUGCUUUGAAAAUCCAAUCGAUGUGUUAUGGCGUGUUCUUCGAUAAACUUGAUGGAUGGUUCGUAAUGAACUGUAGAAUUUUCUAGUCAAUUUUUAAUAACAUGAUUAAAGAUAUGAUAUAGGUGUGGAUGUAAUAAUCGGAAGGUUUUUGAGGUUAUCUGUGAUUUUUAGAGUAUUGCAGAUUCUGAAGAGUUGAAAUUUAAAAUUGUUCAAAUUGUGCUAUCCGCCCUUAAAAAUGAAAACGUAUUAAUUUGAGAAUAACAACAAUUUUCUUGGAGUGAGAAUAAGAGUUAUGUAAUGAAAAAUGGGAGAUUGUUCCAACGAAAAUUUUUCAAUAAUCCCUUCUUGUGUGUUCUUAAUAUAAGACUAGUGCCUAAUGUUAUCGUUGUUGAUGAUUUCAAUGGUUUCACAUGAUUUUUCCACCCAAAAAUAGGCUGUUCCCUAGUUUUAGGUGGAAUCCUUGGCUUUUCUCACCUCAAUAUUUCGUUUCUAAGCAAACUAUCGCAUGAAAAAUAAUGUUUAAGGUAUGCGUUGUUUUUUCAGAAUUUUCUAGUGAGAAUGUUUGUUUUCGAAGUUUAUCUGAAGUUAUUCAUUUUUACCUAUAUGAAAUUUUUUAUGUCAUAUUGUUGGUUUAUGCCUCCCUUGUGUUGCUAUUCCCAUUCAGUGUAAUUUUUCUUUCAAUAAAUAAUGAACAAGA